AUGGAUCACUUGGUUCCAAUUACAAAUACAGAAAGUUGUUGCAAUGAUGCUUUUAAAGCUGUUCGAGCAAAUCAUUUAAACUGUCUAACUAAAAUGAACAAAGAAGAUUUGGAACAAAAGGAUAUCAAUGGACAUACACCGCUUCAUAUAGCCUCCAAACUUGGCUUCUUGCAAGUUAUCGAUUUACUUCAAAAUGAAGCACCAGCGACUAAGGAUGCCUUAUCAGUAUUUGGCGAAAACCCUGCGCUUGUUGCUGCAGGUGAAGGACAAACACUGAGCGUUGAAUUAUUGUUUAAUGGAAGCUCUAAACACGCACUGAAUCUUGCCCAACAACGAGAUAUCAACGGUACAUCAGUAUUGAUGGCUGCUGUUGCUCGAGGAAACAAUUCUUUAGCUUUAUGGCUUUUAAGACGUUUUGGAAAGCCACUGGCAAUGUUACCUAAUAACUUUCGCAUGCUACCUUUACAUGUUGCUGCUGCACAAGGUAAUAUAGAAUUUAUCCGGAGUGCAAUCAAGUAUGAUCGACGUAUGGUCAACUUUAGAGAUUUAUUUGGAUGCACUCCCGUGUUCUAUGCUGUUCAAGGUGGUUGUUUCAAUUGUGUUCGAUUGUUGAUUGAAAGAGGAGGAGAUAUUUGUGUUGUAUCUGAUAAAGGUCAAUCUUUGUUGCAUGUUGCAUGCUUAUCAGGCCAUGCUCACAUUGUUCGCUGGAUAAUACGUCGUUCCACACCCAAUGCUAUAUUGUGGACUACAAAGGAUAAUGCAAAUGCUAUCCAUUGUGCUUCAUACAGUGGGAGUGUCGCUACAUUGAGUAUUUUACUUCAAAGUAUACCUCAGAAACGCCGACGACAACUGCUAACUUUACGAGAUUCUCGAGGCAAUACUCCCCUUCAUCUUGUAGCUAUUAAUAAUCACAUUGAUGCUGCACAGUAUUUGUUAGAAAAUGGUGCUGAAACAGGAUUACUAAAUAUAGCAGGACAAACAGCUGAAGCUAUUGCAUAUUUACGAGCAAAUUAUAAACUUACAAAACUUUUAUCGUACUGGAGAGAACGAAAUGAAAAGAAGAGAAGAGCAAAGCUUUCAACAACUAUAUCAACCGAUCCACACUACGGGGAUAAUGGUUAUUCGUCCGGUUAUUGGAGUACUAGGAGCCAAACAAUGCCAAACAGCUCAAGCCAUGUUGUGCCAACGAAUUUCACUGUAUCACCAUCAACCCUACAUCAAAACAGUGUUCUUCAUAAUUUGCCAAAGGAUAAUUCAUGCAGCAACAUCCCUGUUAAAGUAGCAGUAAGUGCAUUACGCCCAGUAACUUACAUUGCAUCGGACGAAGGUGGCCGAAUUUAUGAAGAUCAUUCAUUUCAAACUGACUCUGAUUCUUUACGAGAGGCAACUAAGGUUCUCGAUGAAGAUGAAUGGAGAGAAAGUCUAGCAGCCGUCGCACAUAUUGACAGAGUUCUACAAGAAAUCGACCCCUGA
Thelazia callipaeda (thelaziosis nematode) is the source of this 1473-nucleotide messenger RNA. Lineage: Eukaryota; Metazoa; Nematoda; Chromadorea; Rhabditida; Thelaziidae. The record is from the annotation of a GenBank genome assembly.